Messenger RNA from Dromiciops gliroides (monito del monte), 420 nucleotides. RefSeq names its product ARL14 effector protein-like. Gene Ontology annotation, cellular component: intracellular membrane-bounded organelle. The coding region runs from base 1 to 420 and encodes 139 amino acids. The transcript has a single exon. NCBI's taxonomy places the organism in Eukaryota, Metazoa, Chordata, Mammalia, Microbiotheria, Microbiotheriidae. The record is from RefSeq and is a predicted model, not a curated record.
AUGGGAGAGAAGGAAAUACAAGCUGUAGUGCAGCAAUUAAUCUCCUUAAGUAUUCGCAAGAAUGAGCCCCAGGGAGCAGAGGCCAAAGCUGAAAGCAGGGAGGAAACAGAAGCUGAGGCAGCCUGUGGGGGGGGGCUUAGCUCGCCCACUGCCCAGGGGCCUGAGCAGCCUAGACAGAAUGAUGGCAGAGGGAGGAGAGACAGGAGGAAAUAUGACCGGAGAGGCAGGCUGCUUAGCAAUGGUGCAGACCUGUGCGACUGCCUCAACGUAGAGUGCUCUGGCUGCUUCUACCCCUGCCCCAAGUGCAACUCCAAGAAAUGCGGAGUCAAGUGUCGCUGCAAUCGGCGCUGGGUCUAUGCCGACAUAGAAAACGAGUCUGGUGACAUGGUCCACUCAUUCCCAUUUGACUAUCCCGACUAA